Molecule: messenger RNA, 1350 nt
Organism: Ostreobium quekettii
Lineage: Eukaryota; Viridiplantae; Chlorophyta; Ulvophyceae; Bryopsidales; Ostreobiaceae
Source: the annotation of a GenBank genome assembly
AUGCUCCAGUUCGGGCCCCACAGCGCUGUUGGACGCACGGUUAGCCGCAGGACAAGCACGGCCAGCGGGCACCCUUUUGCCGCGUCCUACGCCCUGAUGUUACUCCUGCUGGGAUCAUGCAUGGCGCCGGGCGCCUCGCAGCGCGGCGGCCUCAACUGCAGCGACCCCUCCGUGGCGCCCUGGCUCACAAUCUGUCAGGCCGACUUACCCCCCUCGCAGCGGUGGAUCUACGGCGAUGCCGGCGAGUUUCUCGAGAUCAACGGCCACCGCAUGCACUAUGUCGACAUCGGCGGGCAGGGCCACCCGGUGCCCGCCCCCGUCUUCGUGCUGCUCCACGGCCAGCCCACCUGGGGCUACCUGUGGCGCAACGUGGCCAAGCGUCUGGCGGGAUGCAACGCCUCAGAUUUCCCGCAGUUUGAUGACCCCUGCGACGGGCCUGAUCAGCCGGGCAUCGCCCGGGUGGUCAUCCCCGACUACGUGGGCUUCGGCCGGAGCGACAAGCCGCCGAUCGACUUCGACGGCUCGGGCGCCACCGCCUUCGACUACAGCAUUUCAUCCCACGUCGACCAGCUGGAGGGCCUGCUGGACGCGCUGGGCCUGGGGGCCCAAAACGGGGGCCCGGAGCUGGUCCUGGUGGCCCACGACUGGGGCGGUGGGAUCGGUGCAGGCUACCUGGGCCGCCGGCCGGACAACGUGGCGGGAUUCGUUUGCCUGGAGUGCGUGAUGUUCGACCUGCCGCUGGAGGUCUGGCGGGAGGGUGCGCUGGGGGGGGUUGGGGAGGCCUUUCCGGGGUGCUGCGGUUUUUUUGACCAGCUGAGGACGGUGCAGGCGUGGAAGUACGUGUUCGAAAGGCACUGGUUCUUGGAGAUUUUCGAGAACUGGAUCGUGCGGGGGCUGAGCGACGCGGAGAGGAGGUUCUACAGCUUUCCGUUUGUGCGCCCUCGAGACAGAUGGGGCUCAUUUCACUUCCCUCAGCAGCUCGUCGUCGGAGAGGCGACCUUUCCCAACGGCACAACAAUGAGCCAGACGGAUCCCGCGCCGCCAAGUCUCGAGAGCCUGCCUGCCGGCAUGGUGGUGCCGUCCCCCUCUGGCGUGUGGCUGGAGAUGCAGAGGGGCCGCAACGCGCUGUUCAGGAGGCCUGUGCCGAAGCUCUUCUUGACUGCCGAGAACGGCAUCAUAUUUCCUCCAGGAUCUCCGUUCCUGGCGGCUUUCGUCGACGCCGCCUCCGCGUUCCCUGACAGCCUGACUGGGCCUAUUAAUGUGGGAUUGGCGGGGCACUAUGCCCAAGAAGACCAGCCCGAAAAUAUCUCCCGGGCUAUCAUGGAAUGGCACGACGCAACAUUCACAUAG